AUGGCGGAAUCAAAACCCUCAUUUACUCUUCCUCCUAUCAAGGACAACAGCAUUGGCUGGGGACCUGCUUCGGAUGUUCUCCCAGAACAGUUCCGUGACAUCCCAUAUGCUCCCUACAGCAAGGGUGAUAAGCUCGGUCGCAUUGCUGACUGGUCCGCUCCUGAGACCCAGAAGCAAGACAACAGAGAAGUCUCUGGCCGUACCGGUAGACAAGGAUUCAACCGUUUCAACAAAGACCCAUACCAAAGUUAUGGUGCUGGUGUUUCCUCUGCUUUCAUCUACACCCACAACGAGGACGAAGCUUCCUUCUCGGUUGUCGAUAACAGAUCUGCUGCUGCUAAGAAGGCCUCUGCCAUCAAGGCUGCAGGUGGACAACGCAAUCGCCCUCAAAAGCAACAAGCCACCCGUAAUGGCCUUCGUGGACCCAACCAACGCUUCGGCAACCAGACUGGCCGUGGUGGAAGACAACAGGGUCAGAACAGAAGACGAUUUGGAUGGAAGGACUAUGAUAAGCCUCAACGUAUGCGUGAUGCUUCUGUCACAGUUGGUCCUGAAUGGAGCGUCCUUGAUGAGAUUGAAUUCAACCGAUUGGCCAAACUCACUUACAAGGCCCCUACCAGCACAGAUAUCGGCUCAUAUGGUCACAUAAACAUGUACGACAAGUCCUAUGAUCGCAUCAACACCAGAAAUGAGAAGCUUUUGCAACACAUUGAUCGCGUCAAGUACGAUACCACAACCUCUGAUGAUCCCAUUAUGCAACAGUUCAUGCAAGAAAACAAGGGAACUGUGUUCGCCACUGAUUCCAUUCUUGCUCUUUUGAUGUGCGCUCCUCGCACUGUUUAUCCUUGGGAUAUUGUCAUCACCAGAGUUGAAGACAAGGUUAUUUUGGAUAAGCGAGAUGGUGGUGCCUUUGAUUUCCUGACUGUUAAUGAGAACACCGCUGAUCCUCCUAUGGAGACUGAGAAGGAGAGCAUCAACUCACCAGGAGCCUUGUCCAGCGAAGCUACCUUCAUCAACAGCAGUUUCGCCGCUCAGGUCAUCGAUCAGAACGAGAAGAUCGAGCUUGAAAACCCUAAUCCCUUCGUCGGUGCUGAUGAAGCCGAAAACGCUGCUUCCUGCGGAUACCGCUACAAGAGCUUCGACCUUUCCAACCCUGCUACAGGUGACGAAGAGGUUGAGCCCGUCCAUUUGAUUGUCCGAACGGAAGUGGAUGCUGCUGUCAAGACUGCUGGUAGCCAGGAACCAACUUACUUGACUGUUCGUGCCCUCAAUGAAUUUGAUCCUAACGCACAGGGUGCCGGUGGUGCUCUGUCAUGGAGAAAGGCUCUUGAUUCUCAACGUGGUGCUGUUGUUGCCACUGAAAUGAAGAACAACUCUGCCAAGCUUGCUAGAUGGGCUGUUCAAGCUUUGCUCGCUGGUGCUGAGCAAAUGAAGAUUGGUUAUGUCUCCCGUGCUAGCCCCAAGGAUAGCAGCCGUCAUGUUGUUUUGGGUACUCAAGCUUACAAGCCUCGCGACUUUAUGGCCCAGAUGAACUUGUCCAUGGCUAACGGAUGGGGUAUUGUCAAGGCCGUUGUUGACAUGUGCAUGCUCCUCUCUGAAGGAAAGUAUGUCCUCGUCAAGGAUCCCAACAAGGCUAUCCUCCGUGUCUACUCUGUUCCUGAUGAUGCUUUCGAUGGAGCUGACGAAGACGAGGAAGAGGAGGAGGAAGAAGUUGAAGCAGAAGAGAAAGGUGAUGAACAAAAGAAGUCAAGCCAAUAAGUCCAUUGACAUCUCAAAGUCAUUUUCCGCAAUCCCCCAAAACUCCCUCAAAAAAUCCCUAGCACAUUCAUCUUUGUUUGUUCCUUUACAAUAAACUGCACUGGUAGAAAAAUUUUAUUCAUACUAAAA
Molecule: messenger RNA, 1887 nt
Organism: Umbelopsis ramanniana AG
Lineage: Eukaryota; Fungi; Mucoromycota; Umbelopsidomycetes; Umbelopsidales; Umbelopsidaceae
Exons: 7
Coding region: 1-1758 (585 amino acids)
Biological process (GO): translational initiation
Cellular component (GO): cytoplasm; eukaryotic translation initiation factor 3 complex
Molecular function (GO): translation initiation factor activity
Source: RefSeq, a predicted model, not a curated record